UGAAUAAAGCUAAACCUUAAAAAGUAGGUGUUUUUUUGGUAAAUUUACUCGGCCGAUUUCAGAGAAAAAUUUCUGGCGCAGACCAUAUUUUUUAUGGUCUUCUUUAGCCAACUUUAGAACAUACUUUUUUAAUGUGACGAAUGACUUUGCAUUUUUAUCUGGCUACCCUGUACGUGAAAUUGAAAUGAAAUUAUCUAUCUAAUAGUUAAGAUUACGUCAUGUCCUGAUUCUAUUUGAUUUCCAAUGUGCACCCUGGAUUGCAAGUAUGUUGUAAAACUGUAUUUGACUUUGGUCCUAAGAGUCCGACCCUGCUCAAUAACCUUAAUAUUUAAAUCCUAGUUUCAUGAUAUAAACGUGUCUUUCUUCUGUCCAACUGAGAGUCGGAAAGCAACAGAGUUAAAAACUAGUGAAGGUAACUCAAUUUCCUAAGAUGAAGUCGGCAAAAAAUCAAGAAAUUUUGAGGAUUCCGAAGAUUGCCAUGAUUGCAUUAGGCAUUUAUCGCAAAAACUUUACGAAUCGUAUUGCUCUUCGAAGAGUAUAUGUGAUUUAUUCAAUAGUUGUUCAUGUCUUUGCAGUGAUCUUUACAACUUCGAUGAGCCUAUGGGUUGCAACAGUAUUUACUGAAAAAAAUAGGUCAAAAGAACUAACUGACAGAUUACUUUCAAACUCGGCUUAUUUGGUGUCCAUUUACGUAGCAUUGAUUAAGGUUCUUUUUUACGAGUCAAAAAAUUUGCAACAGACGAUUACCACUGUGGAAAACAAAGAAAAAGAAAUUCAAAACUCCGGAGAUCAAGAGCAGUUGGAGACUUAUACAGAACAAAUUCGAUUUUAUAAAAAAUUCAAUAUAUUUGCAUUAAUAACCCAUAUAUUUGUAUAUGGAUUUGCGUUAUUUGAAAAUAUGUUGACGAGAUUUAAAAUAGGGCGCCGUAACAAACUAUAUAACAACACUUUGGAAAAACCGUUGAUAUAUGAAGUAUAUUAUUUUAACAUGGAUCCAAUAAAAUACCAAACCUGUAUAAUGCUAUAUUCCGAUCUUGGUGUGACUGUAAUGAUAUGGCUAAGUUUUUGCACUUGCAUGCUUCUCGGUUUUAUAAUAUUCGUCCCUUCGAUGGCAAAAGCGUUGCAGAAGACAUUAAAAACUAUGCCGCAUCUCAAAACCGAUUUGAACGCUUUAAAAGUUGCUGCAGCCCAACAUCAGCAACUGGUAAGGUUUGUCGAAAAUCUAAACGACUCAGUUAAAUAUUUGGUGUUGUUGGAGUACAUUACUGUCUCGUUCAACGUCGCUCUGACGGCUUUUACAAUCUUAAAGGAAGAAUCGUUCAUAAUGCGACUGGGUAUUUUGUCUUACAGCAGCUCUAUCGUUGUUUACGUGCUAGUGUUGGGUUGGAGUUGUAGCGAAAUUAAGGUCCAGAGCACGCAAAUUGCUAGCGCAAUAUAUGACAGUCCAUGGUAUGAACACAGUAAAGAAGCUAAGAGCAUAUUGUUUAUAAUGAUGGUAAGAGCUCAAAGGCCGUUGAUUGUCACCAAAGGACCAUUCGGGCAAAUGUCACUAGAAUCAUCCUUGGCGGUGUUGAAAGCGGCAUAUUCCUACGUCACCAUAAUGUUACAAAACUACCACAAAUAAAAUCUUGUUCGAUUUACACUUGUGAUUCUUAUAUAAUACAAUAUAUCAUCCGCAUCUGAAUACUUUAUAUUGUAAUUUUCUUAUCCUUACAAUUGGUGCACUAGGCAAAAAAGGGUUCUGCCUACGAGAACUCAAGUGAAUUAUCUAAAAAAAUCGGUUGAGUUCAUUUAUUGUAAUUAUAGCUGUUGCCGUGGACUGCUUUUUGGCACCUACGAGGGUAACUAAUUGUAAAAAAUUUAAAUCCGUUUUAGUUAACAAAAACAGAAAUAUUUAAUAAUAAUCCAUAUCCCUUGUGCAUGACACAAAGAAACAAAAUAUAGUUCGUAUAUGCCUGAAACAAUCUCGCCAAUUUUAUUAUUUAUUUAAUUAACUUUUUUUAAUUCUUAUAAGAAGACGCAAGGAAAAUUUUACAAAAUGUAUUUCAUUCAGAACAUUGAACACAGGCGUUGAGCCGAUUUAAAAGAUAACAAAGACCUACGCCAUGUCUGACUAGCCUUUUGAGAAUGAUCUUUAAAAUAGCUUCAAGUAUCAUAUAGUUAACAAAGGACAAGUCCUAAUGGAAGCCAUCCAUGAGUACUUUUUCAAGAAAAUCCCUAACAAAAAACCGUUCCAUAAUUGCAAUUGUAAUAGUAAAAUUGUAAUACUCGUAAAAUGAUCAUAUGAUAGAAAAUUUCUUUGCAAUAUAAUUUAAUUCGACUGAUUAUAGGAAAUAAACAUAUACCAUUACAAUAAAAAUGUAAAUAAAUAACUAGUAUUUACAAUUUUGUAUUAUUUUAUUUGAUUGUUUGAUUGGCGGUUUUCUUUGCACCAACUUAUGACUUCCUAAGUUAUAUACAAUAAAUGCAUCAAACUUCGUUUAUUUGUUUGUUUGUUUAUUCCCACCUUUUAUUUAUCACAAUGAGACCGAAAAAGGUAGUUUCACUGCAGAUAUAAAGUCAGUCCCACCUUUUUAAUUUAACCGGUCCUGUUUUUCUUAUUGUUUUCAAAAUUCCUGUUUGUUCUAAUAAAAAACUAAAACAAAAGAACCAUUCAAAUCAAUUUUCUUCAUUAUUUAUUAAAUUAUAGCCUUAUAAAUCAAUAAAGUACAGCUUAAGUCCACAAGGGUUGUAGCAGUUC
Molecule: messenger RNA, 2740 nt
Organism: Cylas formicarius (sweet potato weevil)
Lineage: Eukaryota; Metazoa; Arthropoda; Insecta; Coleoptera; Brentidae
Product: odorant receptor 49b-like
Exons: 6
Coding region: 431-1624 (397 amino acids)
Biological process (GO): sensory perception of smell; detection of chemical stimulus involved in sensory perception of smell
Cellular component (GO): plasma membrane
Molecular function (GO): olfactory receptor activity; odorant binding
Source: RefSeq, a predicted model, not a curated record